Molecule: messenger RNA, 801 nt
Organism: Strongyloides ratti
Lineage: Eukaryota; Metazoa; Nematoda; Chromadorea; Rhabditida; Strongyloididae
Product: Endonuclease G, mitochondrial
Exons: 2
Coding region: 1-801 (266 amino acids)
Biological process (GO): apoptotic DNA fragmentation
Cellular component (GO): nucleus; mitochondrial inner membrane
Molecular function (GO): single-stranded DNA endonuclease activity; metal ion binding; nucleic acid binding
Source: RefSeq, a predicted model, not a curated record
AUGGAACAAAGAAAAGCAAUCCAUAUUUUUAUAGUGGUAACUAUUAUCUUCCUGAUAUUUGGUAUUCUCUAUUAUAACUAUGGGACAUUUGAAACAGAACUAGAAAAGUAUGGUAUACCUACAAGUGAUAAUAUUAGAAGUAUGGACGAUUUUUUAAUUAGUUAUGAUACUAGAAACAGAAUACCGUACUGGGUACUUGAAGUUAUUAAUUUAAAAAAUUUAAAUCGUUCUCAAGGUAACAAUAGAAAAAAUAAAAAAUUUGUUUCUGACAAAAAUUUUUACAAAACAUUUCAAUCAACAACUAAAGAUUAUUAUAUGUCAGGUUAUGAUAGGGGUCACAUGGCUGCGGCUGGCAAUUAUCUACAUUCAAAUAAAACUAUGCAAAAUACCUUUAUUUUAAGCAAUAUUGCACCUCAAGUGGGAAAAAAUUUUAACCAAGGACUUUGGAGUCAUUUAGAAGAAAAAAUUCGGACAUAUAUAAAAAAAAGUAUUUAUAAAACUGCCCAUAUCCUUACGGGUCCCUUAUUUAUACCAAAAAAGAUUGAACGGGGUAAUAGAACGUUAUACAUAAUGGAGUAUGAAGUACUAAAAGGAAGAGUGGCUGUACCAACACAUUUUUUUAAAGUUAUUAUUUUUUCAAAUGACAAUAAUGUUACAUAUCAAAGUUAUAUUAUGCCUAAUGCAGAAAUAUCAGGAUCUGUAAAUAAAUUUCUAAGUAAUAUAAGUGAUAUCGAAAAUUAUACAGGAUUUAGGAUAUUUCCCAAAAUUGAUUUUAGCAAACUUAAAAUGUUAUUAAAUUAA